Molecule: messenger RNA, 1547 nt
Organism: Wyeomyia smithii (pitcher-plant mosquito)
Lineage: Eukaryota; Metazoa; Arthropoda; Insecta; Diptera; Culicidae
Gene: Idh
Product: isocitrate dehydrogenase [NADP] cytoplasmic
Exons: 2
Coding region: 176-1405 (409 amino acids)
Biological process (GO): isocitrate metabolic process
Cellular component (GO): peroxisome; mitochondrion; cytosol
Molecular function (GO): NAD binding; magnesium ion binding; isocitrate dehydrogenase (NADP+) activity
Source: RefSeq, a predicted model, not a curated record
ACCUAACAGUCCAGUCAUUGCUCAGAUUCCAACGGGUGUGGUUGUGUUCAGGCCAGUUUCUUACGUGGAUAUACGGGUCACUUCAUUGGUACCUUCCAACCCCAAACUUUGUGAAGUUUUUACUUUUUUGAUUUCCUGUUCCGAACGAACAAGCAAAAUAGCCUGGUGAUCAAACAUGGCCCCGAAAAUCAAAGCCGGACCGGUGGUGGACAUCCUCGGGGACGAGAUGACCCGUAUCAUCUGGGACUCGAUCAAGGAGAAACUGAUUCUACCCUUCCUGGACAUCGAGCUGCACACGUACGAUCUGGGCAUCGAGAACCGUGACAAGACGAACGACCAGGUGACGGUCGACUGUGCCGAAGCGGUCAAGAAAUACAACGUUGGUAUUAAGUGCGCUACUAUUACGCCGGACGAGGCUCGCGUGAAGGAGUUCAACCUGAAGCAGAUGUGGCGUUCACCAAAUGGAACUAUUCGUAACAUUCUCGGAGGUACCGUGUUCCGUGAGGCCAUUAUUUGCAAGAACGUACCCCGGCUAGUGCCCGGGUGGGAGAAACCGAUCGUCAUCGGUCGUCACGCUCAUGGUGAUCAGUACAAAGCAACGGAUUUUGUUGUCCCCGGUGCCGGUGUUCUGGAAAUUAAGUUUACCCCUGCCGCGGGCGGUGAACCGAUAAGCUACGUUGUGCACCAGUACAAGGGACCAGGAGUUGCCAUGGCCAUGUACAAUCUGGAUGACUCAAUCGUCGACUUUGCUCAUUCCUCGUUCAAAGUCGCGCUUGACCGAAAAUUCCCUCUUUAUUUGAGCACAAAGAACACUAUUCUGAAGAAGUACGACGGUCGUUUUAAGGACAUUUUCCAGGAAAUCUACGAUAAGGAUUAUAAGAAGCAGUUUGAAGCUGCCGGAAUCUGGUACGAGCAUCGUUUGAUUGAUGAUAUGGUUGCCUACUGCAUGAAGGCGGAAGGUGGAUUCGUAUGGGCCUGCAAGAAUUACGACGGUGAUGUACAGUCCGACACGGUCGCCCAAGGUUUCGGAUCGCUUGGUUUGAUGACUUCGGUGCUGGUCUGCCCGGAUGGCAAAACGGUGGAAGCUGAAGCUGCCCAUGGAACCGUUACCCGUCACUAUCGCUUCUACCAGCAGGGCAAGGAAACCUCGACCAAUCCAAUAGCGUCUAUUUUCGCCUGGACUCGUGGUCUGCUGCAUCGUGCCAAGUUGGACAACAACGCCGAUCUGAAGAAGUUUGCUGAAACGUUGGAAAAGGUUUGCAUUGACACGAUCGAAUCGGGCUUUAUGACCAAAGAUUUGGCCAUCUGUAUCAAGGGUAUGGCCAACGUAACCCGGGCGGACUACCUGGAGACUUUCGAAUUUAUGAACAAAUUAGGCGAUAAUCUCAAGGCUGCGCUAGCUUAGGUUACGUCCGUUGGUGGAAGUAGGGCAUUUAAUUGUACAACUAUCUAACAAUUUAGUAUUUCCGUUAUUGUGGCCGAAAGCUGUAUUUUUUCUGGAAGGAAAUAAAAAUCUUUUGGGAGUUUUCUUGGCGAGAUUGCUAAAA